AUGUUUAGAGCUGCUAUUCAGAAACUGAAGGCGAACUUUGUGGGGUCUCCGACGCCGCUAGCGUCUAGUGCGCCCGCAAGCAAGGCUCAGAUCAAUUUGGCAGAGUAUAACGUCGUCUCCGAGGGUAAAGCGCAAAUCUUAUUUCCAGAAAAGGAGACCGUGUUCUACAACCCGAUCCAGCAGUUCAAUAGGGAUCUCAGUGUGACAUGUAUCAAGGCAUGGGAUAACUUGUAUGGAAGCAAGGCUAUUCGCGGCAAACGUGUCGGCAGCAAUGGCAAGCGCUCCUUCGAUGGAACAGAUCAAGAGGCCACAAAAAAGCGGAAGUUGGCUGCCUCGAAGGAAGCGGUCGACCCUACAGGUAGCGGCUCAGAUGAUCCUGGGCGGUACAUUAAGGUUUUAGAGGCCUUAUCUGCCACCGGACUACGUGCGAUCCGGUACGCGCACGAGAUCCCCCAUGUGAAGAAUAUAGUUGCAAAUGACCUCCUUCCCGAGGCGGUUGACUCCAUACGCAGGAACAUCGAUUAUAACCACUUAUCGCACCUGAUUACUGCGAACCAGGAUGACGCCAACGUGUUGAUGUAUCGCUCAAAAGCGGAGGGCAAGAAGUUCCACGUGAUUGACUUGGAUCCGUACGGUACCGCAACUCCAUUUAUCGACGCUUCGCUCCAGUCUAUAGAGGAGGGCGGCCUUAUGUUGGUGACCUGUACCGACUUAUCUGUGCUAGCUGGCAAUGGAUACCCAGAAAAGUGUUUUGCCCUUUAUGGGGGGGUGAACAUGGCUGGGCACGAUGCCACGCACGAAAGCGCGCUACGACUAGUCCUAAACUUGCUAUCGCAAAGCGCUGCGAAGCAAAAGAAGUACAUUGAGCCGCUACUCUCUCUCAGUAUUGACUUCUACGUUCGUGUCUUUGUAAGAGUGAGGACUAGCCCCAGCGAAGUGAAGAAUCUGCAACACAACACUAUGAUUGGGUACAUGUGCAGCGGGUGCAGCGCCUGGCAUACUCAAAGACUUGGUAAGCAGUCCCAGCGUGCUUCCAAGAAGGGAAAACCUUAUACUAAGUACUCCCUUGCCCAAGGACCACCAGCUGACAAGCGUUGCCACUACUGUGGGAGUCCUCAUCACGUAUUUGGUCCCAUGUACGCUGGUCCAUUGCACAACCACGAGUUCAUCGAUGAAGUGUUACGCAUUAACGAGGAGGAGCACCAGGAUGACAUCUAUGGGACGCGAAAGAGAAUCAAGGGUAUGUUGACGCUCGCUCGGAAUGAGCUACCGGAGCCUUUCUACUUUGUACCAACGUCCAUCUCUUCUAUAUUGAAAUUCCAAGUUCCACCACUUAAGACUGUGGUUGCUGGACUAGGCUCAUUGGGGUACGCGUGCUCUCUAACUCACGCCAAGGCGUCUUCUCUUAAAACAAACGCUCCAUGGGAUGCUAUCUGGUACGUUAUGAAACGUUAUUGUUUGGACAAUGAGCUUGCAGAUAUCAAGAAAAUGAACCAGAACGGAUUUGGAUAUAAAAUCCUAACCAAUGAGAGCAUCGACGGAUCCACAGAUGAAUGGGCCGAAAAGCUUUCAUUUUCUCCCAAUCAGCAAAGUAUUGAUCUAGAGAGGCUAAGGAAGUUGAAAAUAGUGCGAUACCAGGAAAACCCGACCAAAAAUUGGGGACCAAAAGCAAGACCGCAGUAG
Molecule: messenger RNA, 1683 nt
Organism: Eremothecium gossypii ATCC 10895
Lineage: Eukaryota; Fungi; Ascomycota; Saccharomycetes; Saccharomycetales; Saccharomycetaceae
Gene: TRM1
Product: tRNA (guanine26-N2)-dimethyltransferase
Exons: 1
Coding region: 1-1683 (560 amino acids)
Biological process (GO): tRNA N2-guanine methylation
Cellular component (GO): nucleus
Molecular function (GO): RNA binding
Source: RefSeq, marked provisional